CUAGACCCGAUCGAGUCUGAUGCACUAAACCUAUUAAAAGUUCAGGCCCGACCUCGUCUGAUCCAAACAUAUCUGCGAUUCGAACUGAUUGAUCCGUUAACUGCAACACAUACAGGGGGAGAUGGAGAGGGCGCGAGCAAGCGGGCGAGCGGGACAGAGGCUAAGAAAUCUUCGCGUUCUAGCUGCUGCGAACGAAAGAGAGAGCUGAGAAAAUCUUCAGGCGCUUGCUGCGGUCGAGGGAUAUAUAACUUAGCAAGACAGGUGGGUGGCUGAUGGUGGUCCUCUGGUUCACACCCCCUCGCACCCUCAUCCACCUCUCUGCUCCAUGCCUUCCUUCUCCCCGUCAUUUGCUUCUGUGCCAACUUUCAAGCAUCCCUACCUCCAAAGCAAAUAGUCCCACCAACCUAUCUUUGAGAUCAUCUUUGUUCUUCAAAAGUAAAGUACAAAAGCUUCAGGUGGGAAAAUGGGAGCCCCCAGAUGACGGUGAUGAAAGCGAGUAUGAAGAAGAGGACGAGUGGACUGCUCUUAGUGACUCGGAAGAGCAACCCUUUGUCCGUUCCGGCGAAACCGACACUGCCCAGAAGGAGAUUCUUGAGAGAAGGCAAAAAGAGUUCAUGCGAGAGGUUGAGCUGUUAUUAGAACCGGAAGAGGAAGCAAUUCUAUACAACAACGAGUCCCCAGAUCUGGCCAAAAUUUCAUCGCCAAAAUGGAGUCCAUUCCAUUCUCUUACAUCGUCUAAUCAGAUAGUUUUCAUGGACGAGCUCCUUGAAAACGGUUAUGAUAUUGACGCUGUCGAUAAGGAUGGGUUCACUGCCCUUCACAAGGCAGUGAUGGUUAAAAAAGAGGCUGUAGUUAUGCACCUUCUCAGGACUGGUGCUAAUCCUCACGUUAGAGACAGAGAUGGUGCUACAUUGCUGCAUUAUGCUGUUCAAGUUGGGUCCUUGAAGCUUGUGAAGUUACUGCUCAAGUAUAAAGUUGAUGUAAACCUUGCUGAUGAUGAAGGUUGGACCCCUCUGCACCUGGCCAUCCAAAGCAGGUGCAGAGAUAUAGCGAAAGUUUUGCUGGUGAAUGGUGCUGACAAGACAAGACGAACCAAGAGUGGCAAGACGCCUCUGGACCUGAGUUUGUGCUUUGGAAAAGAUUUCAAGUCGUACGAGCUUGCCAAGCUUUUGAAGCUAGUACCAGCUGGUAUGGAUUUUUGACCACACCUGUCUCUGUAGUGAAAAAAUAGAUUAAGCACCCAUGAAAACGAUGAUAUACAGAACCGUUACUUGACCAAUUAAAUGUGAGAAGAACUUUAUAUGGGAUGCCCAAUUUUGUCGUUGCAAACGGCGUUUGCUUGUAGAUGUGGGAUUAGAGCUUCUCUUUGUUUAGCAAAAGAAAUAUGCAGGUUAGGUUACACUAA
Nymphaea colorata (pocket water lily) is the source of this 1405-nucleotide messenger RNA. RefSeq names its product ankyrin repeat domain-containing protein EMB506, chloroplastic. Gene Ontology annotation, biological process: protein targeting to chloroplast. The transcript has 7 exons. Gene Ontology annotation, cellular component: chloroplast outer membrane. The record is from RefSeq and is a predicted model, not a curated record. NCBI's taxonomy places the organism in Eukaryota, Viridiplantae, Streptophyta, Magnoliopsida, Nymphaeales, Nymphaeaceae. Bases 273 to 1202 code for a protein of 309 amino acids. Gene Ontology annotation, molecular function: chloroplast targeting sequence receptor activity; protein binding.